AUGAAGAAAGUGUCGCAGGGUUAUUUCGAUGAGACAGUAAAGUCGAAUAUGGAAUUGUUCGACCUGUCAGUAGACGAAGCUAUAGCAGAAUCCGUUCAGACGUUUGCAUUAGAGGGUGUGGAUCUCUCCGAUAUUGUGAAGGAUAUGAUCAAGUAUGAAAACGGCCAUCCGAGUGCCCUAGCCAUCAAAAGACUUCAAAGGUUUUUAGAAGUUGACCAUGAAACUCCUCAGUUGUUGGAAGCCUUGCAAUCCCUACAGCUACCAGGGAACUCCGACAUUGCUGUCCGCAAAUUGCUAAUCGAUAUGAACUCUGUAGAUAUCUUAUUAAACCUUUUUGAUCUGUACACUCCAGUUGGAGACUAUUAUCUAUGUACGUCACUGUUGAAUGUGUUGUCCAGAAUAAUCAAAGGCCAUUCCGAAUCUGUUGGAGAAAAACAUAUCCAAAAGUUAAUAAAUUCACUUUUCAAAUUAAUUGAUGAAUUGGAAGAAAACCCAUCUACCGAUUUAAAAUUCAGUUUGAUUGCUGCAGUCUACUCAGUGUUACACCUUAGUUGCACGAAAAAUGAAAGGAAUAGAACUUUUAUUUCCCAAACUCAAACUGUUGCUCGGACCAUAAAUUUUUUCAUGAGAAUUGUAGAAUUGUUUGACAAUCUCCCUUUUAAUACUUUUUAUCCUGCAUUAAAAGAAGGAUGUGGAUUCCUACGAUCACUAACCCUCGAUGAUGAUUUAGACGUUGAAUUCGGUCUAGGAAGUGAAAAUGCUCGUACUAUAGCUAAAAGUGACUCGUGUUUAGAAGUGUUUGUCAAGUUGAUAUCAAGGAUUUUGAACUCUGCAAAUGUCAGUGGAAUUUCUGACCUAUUUCAGACAUUAUCAACUAUAAUUACUCGCGAGGAUUUGUGCACAAAAUUCGCAUCACUUAACGGCAUCGAUAUACUAAUGCAAACUCUAUAUUAUAAUAUAAAGUCAACUGUUAUUGUUUCGUCUUCAUUGGUCCUUUUACAAGCGCUAUGUGGUUCAGAUGCUUGUAAACUAUCUGUUAGUAAUUGGUCAAUCCAUAGUAUUUCCGGACCUCAGCUUAUUGUAGAUAUAUUUGAAGACCAUAUAAAAAGUCCUGUUGUUACAAAAUAUAUCUCAGGUACGCUCGAGUUUCAUUCAUCCAAUCCCUCAACUGUUCGAGCCGCAUGUAGAGCUAUACGUAACUGUGUCUCACGAUCUCCAGAAUUACGGUCUUCGUUUCUGACAUCCGAUUCUGGCACUGACACUGGUUUAGAAAAACUGCUCAAUUCUGCAUUAAAAAUCCCAUCAUGUUGUGAUGAAGCUAAAGCAGCUCUUCGGGACUUGAACUGCAAGAGAGCGGGGCUUACGAACGUUUUAAUGGAUGUUGAGUCGCCAGAGUCCGAACAGUUGUCAGUCGAGGAAUACAAAAACCAAGGAAACUCAUGUUAUAAACAAGGGAUGUACAAUGAAGCUAUAGAAUGGUACACAAAAGGCAUAGAAAUCGAUAGUACCAAUGUGUUUCUGUACAAUAACCGCUCCGCAGCUUACCUGAUGAUUAAUAAACCUCUUGAUGCCUAUAAAGAUGCUAGCAGAAGUAUCAGUUUAGAUUCCCAGAAUGUAAAAUCUAUACUACGUUGCUUAAAAUGUUGUCUUAUUUUGGGUGAUUUAAAUGAAGCCAAACGUCUGUGUUCUAUGGUUAGACAGUUAGAACCAACUAAUACGGAAUUUUCGUCAUUGCUGCAAAAAAUUGAAUUACUAUCAGAAACUCACCGAUCUUAUGAAGAUAAAUUAUCCACAUCUGACUUCCGACACGCGCUUCAUUUAAUCACAAAGUGUAUUGAAUUAGCUCCAGCUUCACUAAGUUUCAAUUUACAAAAGCUGCACAUCCUCAUUCAAUUAAAACGAUUCAGUGAAGCCAAGAUUCUGGUGGAAAACUUAUUGCAUUCCCAUUCUUCAUCAGUUGAUCUACUCUUUUAUCGAGGCCUGUGCUUGUACUAUUUGGAUCAUUUAGAUAAAGCAAUUGUUCAUUUUCAACAUGUUCUACGCCUUCAUCCAGAUCAUAUAGAAACUCAGAAAGUGUACAAGCGUGCCAAAAAUCUCUUGAAAUUUAAAGAAGAAGGAAACACAUUUAUACGUGAUCACAAGUAUUCUCAAGCACUUGAAGCCUACACAAAAGCUUUGGAAGUGGAUCCUUCACACGAUAUGAUUAACGCAAAAUUGUAUUGUAACCGUGCUUGUGCUCUAUUUUACCUUGAUCGUUUCGAUGAAGCACUAAACGAUUGUGAUAAUGCAAUUUCUUUGGAACCAAACUAUUUAAAGGCUCGAAUUCGACGAGCUAGGUGUUAUUCAUCUCUUGAAGAAUAUGAAAAAGCAGUUGAAGAAUGGACUGCAGUAGUAAAAUUAGACGGGUCACAAGAAAAUAAAAAAUCUUUACAGGCUGCUAAAUCUGCUCUUUCUGUGUCUCAACGUGAUUACUAUAAAAUACUUGGUUUGAAAAAGAAUGCCUCUUCCGAUGAUAUAAAACAAGCGUAUAGAAAAAGUGCACUUCUAUAUCAUCCAGCUUAAUUCAAGCUAGUUUAUGAAAAUCAGAAUCCUUCAGAGUUACAAUCAAUUAUAGAACAUUCAAGUAUUGUAUUGUAUGUAUUUCGAAAUCAUAUUCUGAAUUCAUGAGAAUAAUCCUUUUUUGAGAUCAUAAUUUAGGUGGUGUUUUCUAGUUCAGCUAACAACUAUUUUCUCAUAACGUUUACAGUCCCUUUUUAGUGUAUACAACUCGUAAGAUUUUUUUGAGUGAAAGGGAGUAAUUAUUUAUUGCCUGUUUUCUUCAUAUUUUUCUUGUUUGAAAACCCUGUUAACUUAGUUUUUUUUUCUUGCUAAGUUUAUUCGGUCUGUGCAAUUUCUGACCAGAUUUUAGUUUUUAAAUUGCUUACAUUUGGGUCAUGUACUCAAGAAAUCGGCUUAACUAAAAUGGUGAUACUGAAUAAUUUCAAAUAUAUAUUACUAAUUUUUACUGACUUUUCAAACUAAUUUCACUAAUACAAAGUAAGGCAUUUGACUUCUAUACUCAAUUGACUUCGACGACAACUGUAUGGGAUCACAUUCGUUACAUUAGCUGUUUAUGAACAGAUCAAUUGAUAGCUAGAUAUUUGUUUAUCAAAAAUUUUGCUUAUAUUCAGCAAUUUGAUGUGUUUUAAAGAAUCCUACAAAAUUGAUGAGAUAUAAUUAAAUAACAGCUUAGGAUUUGUCUGUUACAGAUAGAUUAACAAAAUAUGAGCGCCUAUGGAAUCCUAACAAACAGCUUUAAGGCUAGUAAAUUUGAUGUCUUCCUAAUAAAAGAAUUUUUAAAUCUGGAAGGUCAAUUUAUGUGUUUAGAGAAUAGACACAAUUUACAAAUAUACAUAUAAAUAUCUUUGUAUUCACUCUACAUACAUCCUCUAUGUGGUUUUCUGUAAUUUACCGCUUGGUCCUAAAUUAUUAAUACACUCAAGAUACCUUUAAAAAUAUCUGGUUAACACUUCAUUAUAUUUUUGUUUAACUUUCACUAGCAAACAAUAUAUAUUUAAAAUCCCUAUCUACUGAGGUUUAAAAUCUAUUAGCCUUUCAUGCUGCGAGAUUAUGGUAACUCAUCUAUUGACAAUUAGUUCUCAUCAUUUAUUUAUUUAUUUGAACACAUAAAUAUUGGUACAAGGGGGCACCAAGUAUAUAUGUACUACACAGUUCUCAUCAUAGAAUAAAAACUAGAAGUAUUUCUAACUUAAUUAAUCUUAAUGUGACAUUUAUACUUUUAUUUAGAUAUUUUAUUUUUUCCAAUUAACGACUAUCUAUCUGAUUUUAUGUACCUUGUUCUACAUCCUACUAACUCUCUGUAAUCUCUGUCCUGUAUAAUAUCAAUUCAUUAAUAUAUAAUAGUUGGAUUAUUUGAUUUUCUGUUAAUAUAUCUUUAACAUCACCAGUUAGUUAGCGAUUGUUCCAGUUAAUCAUGUCAUAAAGGUCAUAUUCUUUUCUUUUUCAAAACAAGUGAUAAGUUCAUUCUUUAACACAUAUCAAGGAUUCGAAUAAACUUAAUCAUAGUAUUGAAGGUGAAUGCUUUAUAAAGAUAAAGUUUGUUGUUGUUCGUAGUUUAAAGAACUUUUAUUAUUCCAAAUAGCUAUUCAUUUAAGUUGUGCCUUUCCUACGCAACAUUUAUAUGAACCGUGUGAUUAGGUUUCUAGGAAAGCUUGAUUAGAAAUAUAUUUUGGAUUAGUUCAUCACAUUUAUGACAUCUUCAUGACUCAGACAUUCCUGUGUAUGUCCCCUUUUAGACCGCUCUGUGCAGUAUUUUGUCCUUAGAAAUCGUGAACACCUGUAACUUAUAUCACUACUUUUUCUACCGUUACAUGCAUACAGCAACAUCACUUCGUAAACGGUACUAAGGUUUAAUAAUGUUUAUGGUAUUAAAACAGAUUCAAUAACAGGUUUUAUUAACUAUUCUUAUGUCAUCUAUGGUAGAAAUGUCAUUGUUGUGGUUGACCAAUAGAUUCGCUUAGUAAGAAUUCAAAAUUUCCGUGUGAUUAUUUUCAUUCUUUAUGAUCGUUACGAUUGUCUAAUUUUCCAUUCAUUUUAUGUAUGCGUUAUUCCAUUUUGUCAUUUUACAUGUAACAUUUCUUAAUGAUAACUGUAGCGAUUAAAAUUUUUCGUUCAGAUUUAUCAAAGUCAAUUAUUAUUUAUAGAUUUAAAUAAAAACCCAUCAUAGUCCCAAUCAUCAAAAUUCCAUUAGCUCUGUUAGCUGACAUUUUACACAUAUUUGAAAAGUUACACUUUUCGAACAUAACAGUUUGGUGAUUAAUUUAAUGUAUUAACCGACACGACAUGGAUAAAUAAUGACUUCAUCAAAAUCCCUUUCUUUUCGUAUACAAUUCUAGAUCGUCAUACAAGUGCCGAUGAAGCUACUUUAAAAGAAAAGGAACGGAAGUUUAAAGAGAUUGGAGAAGCCUACAGUAUAUUAUCAGAUCCUGUAAAACGUCGUCAAUAUGAUAAUGGUGAACUGUCGGGAGAUGAUGUUUUUGGUCAAGGAAAUGUAUCCGCUCACAAUUUGUUUACUCAAGUCUUUCCUGGAUUUGGAACAUCUACAGUACAUUUUUAUUUUGGUUAAUAUUCCACACAUUGGUGUAUACAGUUAAUGCCGGAGUUAAUAUUCAUUGGGUUGUAGUUGUAAUAAACCUUCCUCUCUGUUUAUGUACAAAAAUUUGGCGACGAAAUAUAUUGUUUAUUUAUCAGAUAUCUUCAUGGUUAAUACUUUAUCUCUGUUUGACACAUAGAUGUUGAUAUCAAUACUUAUGUGAGUGUCUGUGUGUGUGUGUGUGUGUGUGUGAACAAUUUUAAAUCGAUGAUUAAUGUAAUGUCGAAAAUGAUUCACCGGGUAUAUUAUUUAAUUUUAAAUGCUCUUUUAAUUCAUGCAUAUUGAAUUUAUAUUCAAUGUGCAUAUACAUACAUAUAUAUUAGAAAUUUUCCUCGAUAAUAUUAGUGAAUAUAUAUGUAUUGAAUAAAACAGUCAUUUUCAGAUGUAUUGUCAAACUAGUUAAUGUUCGUCAUUUUCUCUUAAAAAUGAUUUUCAAUGAUAAAGUGAUUAACUUAAUGCUGUUAGAAUGAUUUUAUUCA
Messenger RNA from Schistosoma spindalis, 5631 nucleotides. Lineage: Eukaryota; Metazoa; Platyhelminthes; Trematoda; Strigeidida; Schistosomatidae. The record is from the annotation of a GenBank genome assembly.